AAAGAGGGAACCGCGUGUUUGUUUUAAAAGUGAAAAAAAAACAUUUGGUACGUCUUACGUCACCACGUUAACCCCGAAGCGGAAGUGAACACGUGGGGUUGAGGGACGGCACCACAUCGCAUGUUUGGAGGCCACGAGUCUGUUUCAGGUGUUUCACAGGUAAAUCAUCCACCUCUUCCUCCGUCUUCAUCAUGGCUGUGAGAGCCGCCUUUGAGAAAAACAAUGAGAUCGGCUGCUUCGCCAAACUGACCAACACGUACUGCCUGGUGGCCAUCGGCGGCUCCGAGAACUUCUACAGUGUGUUCGAAGGGGAGCUGUCAGAAACCAUCCCGGUGGUUCACGCUUCCAUAGCAGGCUGUCGCAUCAUCGGGAGGAUGUGCGUGGGAAAUCGUCACGGCCUCCUGGUUCCCAACAACACGACAGACCAGGAGCUGCAGCACAUCAGAAACUGCCUCCCAGACGCCGUGAGGAUCCAGAGAGUCGAGGAGAGGCUGUCCGCGCUUGGUAACGUCAUCGCCUGCAAUGACUACGUCGCGCUGGUCCAUCCCGACCUCGACAGGGAGACAGAGGAGAUCCUGGCGGACACGCUGAAGGUGGAGGUUUUCCGUCAGACGAUAGCGGAGCAGGUCCUCGUUGGCUCGUACUGCGCGUUCAGCAACCAGGGAGGCCUCGUCCACCCGAAGACGUCGAUAGAAGAUCAGGAUGAGCUGUCGUCGCUGCUGCAGGUGCCCCUGGUGGCGGGCACGGUGAACCGGGGCAGCGAGGUCAUCGCAGCGGGGAUGGUGGUCAAUGACUGGUGCGCGUUCUGUGGCCUGGACACGACCAGCACGGAGCUGUCGGUCAUCGAGAGCGUGUUCAGACUCGGCGACACGGCACAGCCCUCCACCAUCGCCACCAGCAUGAGGGACUCGCUGAUCGACAGCAUGGCGUAGACCCGCCUCCCGUUUUCCUGCCAUCGAGGAGCUCUGCUGCCUGAAGCUCUGCCGCCGGACUUCAUUUCUCCACCUCAAACUUCUCCUUCCACACAACACGACUCCCUUUCACCACAGCCUCCUUCUGUUUCUCCUUUCGUACUUCCAACACCUUCUUCCCGGGUAGAGUAAAACAUCCUGGCAGCUGAAACGGUUUCACCCACCUCACAGGAACGCGGACGGGCGGAGAGAGAAAUAAUGCAGAAAUAUUAACCCUGUGGUUACACAGUGACGAUGUGCAUCUGUACUGGAUGUGAUUAUUGACCCUGAUGCUUCAGGUACAGAACGGCUCGAUUAGUCUCUUAAAGUCAGUCAGAACAAAUUUGUAUGACGUGUUUCUGUGUACGGCUCACUUACUUACUCUGAAGUUAUUUGAUACUGACAGUAACGAUGAGAACCCAGUGUAAUUAACAAACACAGGAAACGCUCCUGCAGGGAUGGAUGUUCUUCCUCAGACUGCGUGACGAGACAAACUAGACACGGAGGAAGUUUCUUAAAAAUGUCUUGUGUGUCUUGUAUAAAAAAAUAAAGCCUGUCAUCUUUUUA
Oreochromis niloticus (Nile tilapia) is the source of this 1517-nucleotide messenger RNA. RefSeq names its product eukaryotic translation initiation factor 6 (gene eif6). Bases 192 to 932 code for a protein of 246 amino acids. Lineage: Eukaryota; Metazoa; Chordata; Actinopteri; Cichliformes; Cichlidae. Gene Ontology annotation, molecular function: ribosome binding. The transcript is spliced from 7 exons. Gene Ontology annotation, biological process: cytosolic ribosome assembly. The record is from RefSeq and is a predicted model, not a curated record.